This is a messenger RNA of Ruditapes philippinarum (Manila clam), 1071 nucleotides long. RefSeq lists its product as uncharacterized. Gene Ontology annotation, biological process: G protein-coupled receptor signaling pathway. Gene Ontology annotation, molecular function: G protein-coupled receptor activity. NCBI's taxonomy places the organism in Eukaryota, Metazoa, Mollusca, Bivalvia, Venerida, Veneridae. The annotation marks the transcript as partial. The transcript has 5 exons. Gene Ontology annotation, cellular component: membrane. The record is from RefSeq and is a predicted model, not a curated record.
AUUACUUUUGAUUAUUUGUUUAAUUAUUUUGAAAUAUUGUGAUGCUCAUGCUUUAAGCUAUCAGGAAAAUGGAUUUUAUAGGGAUACUCAAGUGUUUGGGACUGGUUGUAACCAUUGUCCUGCUCCUAAUUGGAGCGAUAAAUAUCUUUUCUAGACUACAGAGGCUUGAAAGCAUGGAUCCAAGUUUCAAACAAAUCGUCAAAUAUUUAUUCAUAUCUGCAUUAGUGAGCGAUACCAUGGGCUUGUUCAAUUUACUGUUGUCUGCGGCGUCUGGUGAAUGGCCGCUUGGAUUUGGUGCAUGUGAAAAUUGGGGCUUUGCAUCCACCACGAUGCUGGCUUUUACGGCAUGGAUGAUAACAUUAGCAGUAAUAGAAAGAUAUCUAGCUAUUUUGUCUCCAUCAGAAGUUCCAUCAGCAUUUUCACAAAGAAAUACACAAAUAAUGGCAGUAGGAAUGUUGUUCCUUGUCAUGAUGGCAGUCACCGGACCGUUCUAUGGAUUCGGAGAAUAUACUUAUCUUAGAGGGUAUCUGAAUGUAUUUGUAUUUUCAAAUAUAUCCUUACCUUUGCCUGUAAGUCACAAGGAGCACACGGAUGCUUUAAAACUUCAGAAUCUUCACGAACUAUUCAGCCAUCUUAGACACUCAUCUUACAGCUCCCCUAGAACGGAUAUGCUGUCAUUAAUUUCGCGUCAUAUACACCAGCACUUUGAUAUCAUUGUCGGCAAGGCGGAAUGGUUACCCCAUGGAAUUUUAUUCAGUAUCAGAGCAACAUCAAAGAAGUCUUUAGAAACGUUCAUGGAACAUUUGAAUGGUCAAUUUUUCACUCAGAAUAUAACAGAUUUGUCAUUUAUUGAAGACAUUGCAAGUACAUUAAAUAUAAGUGACACAGCAUUAACAGCACAUAUUGAGAUGCCGGAAUUUCAGAACUAUGUUCAGAAACAUCUUCCUGUUCAAGACAUGGGUAUUUGCACGGCAGAUAUAACAUCUCCAAGUCACCAUGUCAGUAUCUGGACAGGAUUUUAUGCCAGCACAGUAUUCAUUCUCCCAUACUGUUUGUCUCUUGGAGGACUAU